Molecule: messenger RNA, 969 nt
Organism: Ornithodoros turicata
Lineage: Eukaryota; Metazoa; Arthropoda; Arachnida; Ixodida; Argasidae
Product: putative nuclease HARBI1
Exons: 3
Coding region: 1-969 (322 amino acids)
Source: RefSeq, a predicted model, not a curated record
AUGGCGGCGUACGUCGCAGCAGUCGAGAUUGAGUCGCGGAGAACUUUGCGCCGUGAACGUGUUCUCAGGCCACGGACGACGCUCCAAAGUAUACCGGAGAACCAUCUUCUUCGAUAUUAUCGUCUUCCACGAUCUUCAAUAAUGAGCUUGUGCGAGAAGCUUGCCCCGACCCUCCAACGGCCAACAGCGCGGUGUCGAGCCAUCCCUGUGGACGUGCAAGUGCUCGUCGCGCUACGUUUUUAUGCAAGUGGGAGUUUUCAGUCUGUUGUGGGAGAUGUGGUUGCGAUCAGCCAAAGCAGCACCUCACGGAUUGUAAACAGCGUGACGACAGCGAUCGUGGAAAUGGCCACGACGCAAAUAAAGUUUCCACGUACACCUGCGGACGUCCAGAAAACCGUCUUAGGAUUCCUCGACAUUGCAGGUUUCCCAAAGGUACUGGGCUGCAUCGAUUGCACACAUGUUCUUGUGAAACCCCCCAAGCUUGAGAUGCGACCUGCAUACCGAAACAGAAAGGGGCUGUACUCGAUCAAUGUACAGGCAGUCUGUAACGCGGACUGCGAAAUAACCCAGCUGACAGCCAGAUGGCCAGGAUGCACUCACGAUAGUUUCAUCUGGUCACUAUGCAACCUUCGCGAUGAAUUUCAGGCUGGCAGAAUGCCUGAAGGCUGGCUUCUAGGUGAUUCCGGCUAUCCCACACAGCCCUGGCUUUUGACGCCCUUCCAGACACCAUCAAGAGAAGCUGAAGAAAAGUACAAGGCUCAUAGAAAAACCCGACAAGUGAUUCAGCGUGCCUUUGGACUGCUCAAAAGCAGGUUUCGGUGUUUGGACAAGUCUGGGGGAUGCCUCCUAUACCCAAUGACAACGUGCUGUUCCAUCAUUGUGGAUUGUGGCGUCCUCCACAACUACUGCAUACGCCAUAACAUCCUCCUGACUGACCCUGUUGGUAUGUUUCGUUGUAGAAGUUCAUAA